GUUUACGAUCUGCAGUCCCCACCAGUCCACCCAGGAAGCUACGGGGUACAUUGUUGCAUUCUACAUCUGAAGAUAGCUCUGUGUUUUACCGAAAUCUGAGGUUUUAGUGACGAUGCCUUCCAAUAAGAAGACCCUUUACUUCUUGUUGAGUGCAAAGGCCUUGGUUAUUGCCGUGGGGAUACUGGCAUUUGGGAUGUCGACAGAAUGGGCCUCGUCCACCAUGGAGUGCUCUAAGAAAGGUGACGUUUUUUUCAAUGGAACCGCCGAACUGAAGCUCGGACUUUUCAAUGGAAAAUUUAUUAGAAUCACAUGUCCAACAUUUGGAGGAGAAGACACUGUUAAAGUGUUGACCAUGCUGGGGCAGGUGGGUGGAGCUCCAGUGGUCCUCCAAGCCCUGGUCAUCUGCCUUCUGGCCCUCUGUCUGCUUGGCUCAGCUAGCAGCAUCCUCAUCACCCUCUACAACAGCGUCAGUAACCCCUAUGAGACCUACAUGGGCCCCUUGGGCCUGUACGCCUGCAGCUCAGCCAGUGCCGUCAUGUCCUUCCUGGCCAUCAUCCUGUACGUUGUGAACGUUGCAGCGACCAGGAUGAGCGAGGAUCUGGUGGAGAACAUUUUGGGGCAGAACUCAGUGGACCUAAAGAACAAGAGCGCUGAGAUGGGGGUGGGCUUCUUCAUGUUGAUCCCUUACCUGGUCCUCAACCUACUGGCCAUUCUCCUGGUGUACCUGUACGAGCAUGCAGCCUACACCCAGAGGCAAGAACAGCAGAGGCCCACAGAGGACGCGCCCAAGGAGAUCAUGAUGUACUAGGGCCUGCCAUGAGUCAGGUCAGGGUCAUUCACCUAGUUUAAAGACUGACAACUUCCUUCAGACAUAACCUUCUUAUUUAUUGUAUAAUAGAUGUGUUAUAUGAUACGAUAUGUGAUAUGAUAAUGAAGGGGAAAGCAAGAUUCAUGUACUGUAUGCUUUCAGUAGUCAAAAGGGAAUCUUCUGUAAUCAGCUUGCAUGAUCCAAAACUGCAGUGUUGAAUACUUAUAAUAAUAAUAGGAACAUUCUAAACACUGCAAUAGCAAAUGUUAUUGUUAUUUAUUUACAAAAUUUUUGUCUUGCAUACUAUAUAAACUGCUUAAAAGGAGGCAAACCCUAAACAGGCAUGUCUAUUUCAGGACGUUCACUGCCAGCAUAAAACUACCAUGUUCUAAGUUGAUCAAAUGUUUCCAUUUUGGCAUAUUAUUACAAAUGUUUAGAAAAUAAUAAUUCUGUAUUUCUAUUGUUUGAAAAUGUAUGUUUUGUAAUUUAUUGUUUCAUUUUAUGGUUUCAACCCAGCGUUGAUCUAAUGAUAUAUUAGUAGUUGUUUUUAUUAUGGUCAUUUAGAGACUGUCAGAUAGCAGGGGACAGAGGUUCUUUUACAAACACAAGAAAAAUUGUUUAGUCGUUUAGCUUUUCUAUUUUUUUUUACAAAUCUUAAUCUCAAU
Messenger RNA from Osmerus eperlanus (European smelt), 1473 nucleotides. Its product is annotated as clarin-3. The record is from RefSeq and is a predicted model, not a curated record. The transcript has 4 exons. Lineage: Eukaryota; Metazoa; Chordata; Actinopteri; Osmeriformes; Osmeridae. Bases 113 to 808 code for a protein of 231 amino acids.